Molecule: messenger RNA, 879 nt
Organism: Plenodomus lingam JN3
Lineage: Eukaryota; Fungi; Ascomycota; Dothideomycetes; Pleosporales; Leptosphaeriaceae
Source: RefSeq, a predicted model, not a curated record
AUGGCAGACGUUCGACGAGUUGGGAGUGAAGUUCGCCGCCAGCAGGAACACGAGGAAUACGACGCCUUGCCACAAGUUGCAGGGCGCGGCCCUCUGCAAAACGAAGAAAUGGGACUACUUACCAACUCCGAACCAAAAGAUGGGGUGGGCAUCGGAAAAGACCAAGAAUACAGGUUGAUUCAAGUGUUGAGCCCCCCCGCCCCCCCGUCGGCUAUGACUAACGUUGCGUACCAGAACAGCAGCUCGAGCGUGUUGAAUGAUGGCCGGCUGACGAGGCCGAGUGACGAGACGGACUCGGAUUGGCUGGCGCGUUAUCUGUUAUCGGCGCCACGACGUCAAAACGCGGCAAAGCCAAGCUACUCGCAGUGCAGUACAGUCAGUGCCUACAGCGAGUGCAGCGAGUGCAGUACAGUCAGUGCCUACAGCGAGUGCAGCGAGUGCAGUGCAGUGCAUGGGGCCGCUUUUGCCGUCGCGUCGUACAGAGUGGAGCGCCACCCUUUUCCACCCUUCUUCCCCCAACUCAUUGGCGACCCUGCCCAGUAUCAGAGCGGUCAGAGUCGGAAGGGCCCCAAGGGCGAGCGAGGUGAGGCUGUGCGUUUCCCUCGACGCCGCGCUAGACCGCACCCGCUCUUUGUCCACGCACCGGGGGGCCGUCAGCGCCAACGGACGGGUCUGGGAAGCGGAAACAAGAAAAAAGAGCGCAUAAGGCAUGGCAAAGAAAGAUGGCAAAGUGGGCUUUGGGUGCCCGCCUUGGGGGUUGGGUGGGAGGGUGUGCGCCGACGGGAACCCCAAGGGGACCUGGUUUCCAGAAGGCACGGGAGUUUUUGCCUUCUCCUUCAUCAUCCCACGGAAACAGUUCGGCGACGCCUCUUGGCUUGA